Misgurnus anguillicaudatus (oriental weatherfish) is the source of this 2125-nucleotide messenger RNA. It is a transcript of the gene pou4f3, whose product is annotated as POU class 4 homeobox 3. Lineage: Eukaryota; Metazoa; Chordata; Actinopteri; Cypriniformes; Cobitidae. The record is from RefSeq and is a predicted model, not a curated record. Gene Ontology annotation, molecular function: DNA-binding transcription factor activity, RNA polymerase II-specific; RNA polymerase II cis-regulatory region sequence-specific DNA binding. Gene Ontology annotation, biological process: regulation of transcription by RNA polymerase II.
UUAUUAUGUAAUUAAUGUUAUUUAUAUAGACACGAAUAGGCUACUGUAAAGUUUUUUUUCUACUAGUAAAUAGUAGUUUUGUAAGUAGUUGAACAAAGGAUCAGGUUAAGGCGGGAGGGAGGGUGUCGUGUCUGGGUGGAGGUGGGUGUGAGUUCACCAGGCGUCGCUGCCAAUGGAAACGGCCGACACGAGGAGCUUCGAGCCAGUGCGCCGCUUCGCCUUCAUGUCAGCUCCACUCACCUGCCAGGUGCGCAACGAAGAUGAUGGCCAUGAACGGCAAGCAGCACUUCAACAUGCACCAUGCGCUACACCCGAGCAACGAGAGCAUGCGGCGGGUGUGCCUACCUGCCCCGCAGCUCCAGGGCAAUAUAUUCAGCGGCUUUGAUGAGAGUCUCCUGGCCCGCGCUGAAGCUUUGGCGGCGGCUGACAUCGCGUCUCACGCCAAGAAUCACCCAUUCAAGACGGACGUCACCUACCAUACAAUGAGCAGCGUGCCCUGCUCCUCCUCGUCGCCCACGGUGCCCAUAUCACACCCGUCAAGCAACUUACCCUCGCACCAUCACCAUCACCUGAGCCACCAGACCUUAGAAGGAGAUCUGCUCGACCACAUUUCCUCUAGUUUAUCGGUCAGCGGCAUGGGCGCGCCACCGGACCCGACCGCCCAAGCUCACCAGCACCACCACCUGCAAAUGGGUCACCUGCAUCAAGCCAUGGCUAUGGGCCACCCUCACACCCUGUCGGUCCAUAACGGCAUGGCGUGCAUCAGCGACGUUGAAUCCGAUCCCCGAGAACUGGAGGCAUUUGCGGAAAGAUUCAAGCAGCGCAGAAUAAAGCUCGGAGUGACCCAGGCGGACGUGGGUUCGGCCCUCGCGAACCUUAAGAUACCGGGCGUCGGGUCGCUUAGCCAAAGCACCAUCUGCAGGUUUGAGUCCCUGACACUUUCCCACAACAACAUGAUCGCCCUCAAACCCGUCCUCCAAGCAUGGCUGGAGGAGGCUGAAGCGGCAUACCGGGAGAAAAAUGGCAAACCGGAUCCUUUUAAUGGUAACGAGAGGAAGCGUAAGCGCACGUCUAUCGCCGCUCCGGAGAAACGAUCGCUCGAGGCGUAUUUCGCCAUCCAGCCGCGACCGUCGUCGGAGAAAAUCGCGGCUAUCGCGGAGAAGUUGGAUCUGAAGAAGAACGUGGUUCGGGUUUGGUUCUGCAAUCAGCGGCAAAAACAGAAAAGAAUGAAAUAUGCAGCGGUGCACUAGUGUCGUGAUCGCAAAGAUGGACUUUUUAGGAAUACCACAGGGAUCUAAAAUAUCUUAUUUUAAAACGUAGCCUUUAAAGACUCAAAUUUCUUUUCAUAUUGCCUUCACUUGGUGUAGCAAACGAUUUUACACAGUAAAUUUGAUCAAACUUUGGCCGCCAUUUACAAUACACUGUUCAUGUUAGUGUGCAGUAAUAUUAACAACAUGCAGCACUUAAUGUGUAAUUAUUUUAUCGAUCUGAUUGUGAUUACACACUGUUAUUAUUACUAAAUUAAUCAUGGACAUAGUAAUGUAAAUUGUUGCCUAUUCUUUUAGUUAAGAUGAAUGGAUAUAUUUAAAGCAAUACAAAUGACUCUCUUAAAGGUUUUAAUUUAAAUCACCAAACUCAGAAUAAAAUGUCCACUAAAUUAAAUGAAAGGCUACUAUAACUUUAUACAACUUUGUUUCAGUAUUAUCACACGUGAAAUUAUAUUCUAAAGUGUGUACUAGUGUUUUUGGUAUUUAAAUAAUUAUUUAUAUAACAAUACAAAUUACGCACAAGGUCUACCUUAUGUUGAUAGGGCAUCACAUGAAAUGUUAUUUGAAAGUUGUUUUAACGUUUGUAAUAUUGUUUUGAAUGUCUUGUUGUAAGUGAAUGCAUAUAUGAUGGAAAUCACAUAUUCUCAAACUCUCACGAAUUUCUUUUUUUUCGUGAAUGAUCAUCAGUUAGUGAUGAUAAUAAUAUGCAAAAACUGAUGGUGUAAUGAAGAAUGCUGCUAUUUCAUUUGCAUUAAUGUAGCCACUACAAUCACUCUUACGCGUAAUCUUCACUUUACAAAAUGUGUGACUUUGAAUGUUAUUUAAUAAACUGUUGAUUUUUUCAAAGCCUUCUUGAG